Molecule: messenger RNA, 2688 nt
Organism: Letharia columbiana
Lineage: Eukaryota; Fungi; Ascomycota; Lecanoromycetes; Lecanorales; Parmeliaceae
Exons: 4
Coding region: 1-2688 (895 amino acids)
Biological process (GO): protein ubiquitination; ubiquitin-dependent protein catabolic process; DNA damage response
Cellular component (GO): Cul4-RING E3 ubiquitin ligase complex
Molecular function (GO): ubiquitin protein ligase binding
Source: RefSeq, a predicted model, not a curated record
AUGCCAUCUGCCAAGCUCGGCGGCAGUCAAGCCAUAGAGCAAAGAAAGCGCAAGCAGUCCAAUCCUACCGAAGCCAAAUCCGAACCCUAUCCUCAAAAGACCAUUUCAGAGCUCUUUGCAACAUCUAAGCAAGGAGUGAAAAGCCUGGAGGCCAACAAUCUGCCCGGUGCAUCGCCCAGCAAAAGACCAAAGCACAAUCAUUCUACAGUCCAAACCGACAGCACCUCGGCGCCAAUGCAAACCCUACGAGCCGAAGACAUGUUCAAAUUCCCCAGUCCUAAACCUCGACAAGCCGCUGAAGUCGUAGAUCUCACUACUGAAUCUCCUAAAAGCAGUCCAGUCAGGAACAAAUUCAAUGGCAUCCGCCCCCCGAGAAUCGGCCCACACACAAGCCCUAACAAACUUCAAGUGAGGAACAUGAAACCUGCUCUAAAAGCAGACCCGGAUGAGUACUACAACACCGUCUGGAAGCGAUUGGAAGCUUCCUUGUUAGCAAUCUUUGCGGAUGAGAAGCUGCCAUACUCGAACGAGGAGCUUUACAGAGGGGUGGAGAUUGUGUGCCGGCAGGGGAAAGCCGCGGGUUUGUAUGAAAAGCUGAAGAACACGUGCAAUUGGAACAUGCUACACAACGUUACCGAGCCCUUGACUCGGAUUUCGGGCAAUGAUAACGCGGUGGUCGUUUUGCAGUCCGUGGUACGAGCGUGGUCAAGAUGGAACAAGCAGCUGGAGACUCUUCGCUCCAUCUUCUAUUACCUCGAUCGAUCAUACCUUCUUCACUCGGCUUCGUUACCAUCGAUAGAAGAAAUGGGGGUCACCGAAUUCCGUACGAACAUAUUUAUGCCUCAGCAGCUCAAGUCAAAGAUACUACAGGGGGCUUGUGAUCUGGUCAGUGCUGAUAGGAGUGGAGAUGAAUCAGCGCGCAACGACAGCCUUUACCGUGAUGCGAUCAAGAUGUUCCACUCACUGGCAGUAUACACGAAGUUCUUCGAGCCAAGGUUGAUGUCCGAAUCAGAGCAGUACUAUGUGUCAUGGGCUGAAAGGACUAUCUCUGAAACCGAUCUAGCUGGCUAUGUCGAGAGCUGCGUCAAGCUCAUUGACGAGGAAAUCCGCCGUUGCGAUAUGUUUGGUCUAGAUCAGACGACUAAUAAAUCGUUAGAGCAAUACCUUGAAGACAUAUUGGUGGAUCAAAGACAGACACGCCUCCUAGUGGUCGACGACGUUGGUGAUCUUCUUGGAAAAGACAGACCGGAUACCAUGUCACAGCUCUAUUCACUACUGCAGCGUAGACGCCUUGGCGGAAAGCUUCGCCCUGCCUUCGAAGCCUUCAUUGUCAAGCAAGGCUCCGAGGUUGUCUUUGAUGAAGAGCGAGAGCAGGAGAUGGUCGUGAGGCUAUUAGAUUUCAAAAAGAAGCUUGACCUGAUAUUGGAACAAUCCUUCCAACGGCACGAAGGACUGAGCCAUAGUCUACGUGAGGCUUUCGAGACCUUUAUCAACAAGAGCAAGAGAAGUAACAUGACUUGGGGCACCGACAAUCCCAAGCCUGGAGAAAUGAUCGCGAAAUACGUUGAUAUGGUUCUCAAAGGUGGAACCAGGGCCAUUCGUACUUCUGGCGUUGGCACAGAAGACGCUCCAAAAGCGCCUGAUAACGAAGAUCAAGAGGGCGAAAGCGAGGAUGAGGAUGUGGAGAUCAGUAAACAGCUAGACCAAGUCCUAGAUCUGUUCCGCUUUGUGCAUGGUAAAGCUGUAUUUGAAGCUUUCUACAAACGAGAUCUUGCUCGCCGGCUGCUGUUGGGGCGAAGUGCGAGUUCCGAUGCAGAGAAAAGCAUGCUUACUCGCUUGAAGUCGGAGUGCGGUGCUGGCUUCACACACAACCUGGAGCAAAUGUUCAAAGAUAUCGAAAUGGCGAGGGAAGAGAUCUCGUCUUACAAGUCUAUGCUUGAAGAGAGGCAGACUAGGACCACAUUUGAUCUGAGCGUUAACGUUCUUUCCUCGUCCGCUUGGCCGUCGUAUCCUGACGUUACUGUCAACGUGCCUGAAAAUGUCCUGAAAGCUACGAGAAGCUUCGAGCAGCAUUACAAAAUGAAACACUCCGGUCGAAAGUUGGAGUGGAAGCAUGCCCUCGCCCAUUGCCAGCUGAAGGCAGUAUUUCCGAAAGGCUCCAAAGAAAUUGUGGUUAGCUGCUUCCAGGCUGUGAUCCUGACCGCUUUCAACAAAAAUGACUCUGUGUCAUAUCCCGACUUAAAGGCCUUCUCUGGCCUUGAUGACACCGAACUCAAGCGGACGCUCCAGUCCCUUGCCUGCGCUAAGUACCGCGUCCUCACCAAAGAGCCACGAGGUAAAGACGUCAAUGACACCGACACCUUCGCAGUAAAUCUCAACUUCACGCACCCAAGGUAUCGCAUCAAGAUCAACCAAAUCCAAGCCAAAGAGACCAAACAAGAGAAUCAACAGACGCAUGAGCGUGUCGCUGCAGAUCGUAAUUACGAGACGCAAGCGGCUAUUGUCAGAAUCAUGAAGAGCAGGAAGAGCAUCACACAUGCGGAAUUGGUGAGUGAGGUUAUCUCAGCAACGAAGACCAGGGGCGUGUUGGAUCCGGCGGAUAUCAAGAAGAAUAUUGAGAAAUUGAUCGACAAGGAUUAUAUGGAGAGGGACGAGGAGGGGCGUAACGUCUACAACUACGUUGCAUAG